CUCGGGAAUAACUUCAUCCUGCUCUCUCUUCACUCUCCACUCUCUCCACCUCUGCCUCUCCACGAUCCAAGAUCAUCAUUCUACUGUUGGUUAGUCUCGGCGUCGAGCGUCAUGUCAGCUUCCAUGAUUGAGGCUUUAUUAAGCCCUAUCCUUCCCUCAAUGUGUCUAUCUUGCUCCUACUCCUCCAAUUCUUGCUCGUCUCGGAGGCUUCAUCUACCUUGACCUCCCGACCUACAGUCUGACCACUGUCCGUCACCAUGGUGUACCGUUCGCCUUACCCUGACCUAGACCUGCCUCAAUGCAAUCUCCUGACGUAUCUAUUCCCGGAGCACAAGAUAACAGACACGCCCCUAUGGAUCAGUGCAGAGGAUCCAAGCAGAUCGCUUUCCUCGCGACAGAUGCUAGCAUGGAUCAAGAGGUUGGGGAUAGGCCUUGACAAGCUGGGUGUACGAGAAGGCGAAGUGGUCUUGAUAUUCACGCCAAACCAUAUAUUCGUACCAUGCGCCUACCUUGGCAUCGUAGGCUCAAAGCGGAUCUUCAGCGGUGGCAAUCCUUCGUAUACAGUAGCAGAAAUGACACAUCAAAUAGCUGACACCGACGCGAGAGUGAUUCUCGUACACCCCGAUCUGAUAGACACUGCGCUCCCAGCCGCCACGGCGGCCGCUCAGCGGACGGGCAAGUCUGUCCCCCAGCUAUUCCUCUUCUCCGACGAAUACGUCCCACCUAUCCGCGGCAUCUACGACUGGCAAACCUUCAUAGGAACACCAGCGGAAGCCGAUCGUGCACAGAUAAAGCCAUUGACUCCGACGGAGGCUGUGAAUACCGUUGCGACCGUCAACUAUUCCUCAGGCACCACAGGUUUGCCCAAGGGGGUGUGUGUAAGUCAUGCAAACCUGAUCGCAAACUUGGAACAGAACUUUUACACCCGUUUUGUUGGCCGCGGGUAUACAUGGGACGAUUUCCCGCCGGAGAGAUGGCUUGCUUUUCUACCGCUAUAUCAUGCGUACGGCCAGCUGUUUACCAAUAUGGGCGUCCAGCGACUGCAGAUACCCUGUUACAUUAUGAAGGUCUUCAACUUUGAGAGAUACCUCCAACACAUCCAGAACUACCGAAUCACGAACCUCCAGGUUGCUCCGCCGAUUCUUGUCAUGUUGCAAAAGCGACCGGAAACGGCAAACUAUGACAUCUCGAGCGUGACGGAUAUCUUGACGGGAGCUGCGCCACUGCCUACGGAGUUGGCUCGUGAGGUGAGCGAGAGGUUCAACGUGCAGAUUAAUUCUGGCUGGGGCAUGACUGAGGUAACUUGUGGAGCUAUCCUAGUUCCUGGUGGGACUGUGGAUUUUACCGGGUCAAUUGGCCAUAUUAUUCCAAACACCGAGAUUUCGAUGCGUGACGAUAAUGGUAACGAAGUCCCGCAUGGCCACAGAGGCGAACUCUACGUGCGCGGGCCGCAGGUGUGCAUGCGGUACUGGAAGAACGAGGAGGCCACCAGGGAGACCCUUCUCGAAGGCGGCUGGCUGAAAACGGGCGAUAUUGCAAUCAUGCGAAACGGAAAAUUCUGGAUUGUGGAUCGCAAAAAGGAAAUGAUCAAAGUGAAUGCGCUCCAGGUUGCGCCUGCGGAGCUGGAAGCAGUAUUACUUGAGCAUGAAGCCAUCAUCGAUUCGGCAGUGACAGGGAUACAAUUACAUGGCCAAGAAUGGCCACGGGCGUACGUGACUUUGGCGCCAGAGGCGACUGGCAAAGUUUCAGAGGAGGAUAUCCACAAGUGGUUCAUUAAACGAGUAGCGAAGCACAAGCGACUGGCUGGGGGUAUCAUGUUUGUGGACGAGAUACCGAAGCUCGCCAGUGGUAAGAUCAAGCGGCAGAUCAUGCGCGAAUGGGCAAAGCGAGAUAUACCAGAGAUGGAGCGGAAGGUAAAGGCGAGGCUAUGAAGGCAUACGAGAAAUCUGCUUAUGUACAGUACGCUUCCUGUUCAGUCAUAUAACCUGAUGAUCGGCGUUCCAGGGGCGUGCAGCGAUCGGUGAAAAGAGUCGAUUGCACACCCAGAAAUGAAACGAGAUGGCGUUCCUA
Pseudovirgaria hyperparasitica is the source of this 2070-nucleotide messenger RNA. Its product is annotated as 4-coumarate-CoA ligase 2. The coding region runs from base 258 to 1931 and encodes 557 amino acids. The record is from RefSeq and is a predicted model, not a curated record. The transcript is spliced from 6 exons. Gene Ontology annotation, molecular function: CoA-ligase activity. NCBI's taxonomy places the organism in Eukaryota, Fungi, Ascomycota, Dothideomycetes, Acrospermales, Acrospermaceae. Gene Ontology annotation, biological process: secondary metabolic process.